Messenger RNA from Paramuricea clavata, 690 nucleotides. The record is from the annotation of a GenBank genome assembly. NCBI's taxonomy places the organism in Eukaryota, Metazoa, Cnidaria, Anthozoa, Malacalcyonacea, Plexauridae.
AUGUCUACACAAACAGCGUUAUUGUCCAUUUUAGUGGCCGAACGCCAAGGCGAAAAACGAGCUAACACCAGUAGUGUCACGGCUUCGGCCAGCUCGAGCAAACGUCAGAAAUAUGACUCGAAUGAUACACAACCUCAAGUAGGCUUACAAGAUGUAGCUGCAGAGACAGCAACUACAAAUGCUUCAGAGGAAGCAACUAACAGUGCUUCAGAGGAAGCAACAAAUUCGGUCUCAGAGUCAGACAAUGAGCAACACACAAGUGAGCAAAAUGACGACAGGUUAAGUGUACAUGGGGAUGAGCAUGACCCUGAUUUUGCCGGGUCAAUGAGUGAGGAUGAAGACAAUACCAGUCUUCUGACAAAAAUAGGUGAAUCACUCUGUCCCACUGAGGAUCAUGGACCACAAGUUAUUGAAAAACUUUCACAACUAGUGAAUACUAAGUUUGUGAUGGAUCUUAACCUUGAAAAAAGGAAACAACUUUCUGAAAAGUACAAAACACCCAAAAAUUGUGAGGCACUUUAUGUGCCACGUGUUAACCCGGAGAUAUGGGGAAAAUUAAACCCAACAACUAAGCAGCGAGACAUAAAGAUGACAACCUUACAAGACCUCUUACUCAGAGUGUCAAAUGCUGUAAUUAUCUCAUUGAAGACACUUUUAGACUGUCGAGAGAAACGAUCAAUUCCUGAUUAG